AUGAGUAAUAAAAAUGGUGAAGCUCCUCCUGCUGCCAAGGAGGAGACAAAGGUGCAUCAUGAGCAGAAUCAUGCUGACUAUACAAGAUAUAACAAAGAUUUUGAUUCUCCUUACAGUAUUUAUAUGACCCAAUCAGAAAAUAACAUGAAUCAAUUUGGUCCAGGAACUGGAAGUUAUGGGACUCAAAACUAUAGUUUACCUCCUCAGAACAAUAAUUACGGACAAGGGGUACCUCAAUAUUAUCAGAAUCAAGCUCCUCCUCCUCAGUAUAACUACCAAAAUACUCAACAACAAAUGCCUCCCCAAAAUGCAUUCAAUGCACCAAAUGCAUCUCAGCAGCAACAGGUAGCUGCUCCAGCUCAAACUCCAAUGAGCCAGGCUGAGCAGAAUACUCCACAGAGUUUCCAACAGACAAAUCAGCAACAACAAGACCAAGCAAUCCCUCAGCAGCCUCAAAAAGUACUUUAUCAACAAUAUCAGGGCCAGAUUCCAACUCAGCAGUACCAAGGCCAGGUACCUCCUCAGCAGUAUGGCGGCUACCAAGGGCAGCCACAAUACCAGAACAUGUAUGGGAAUCCCCCGAUGCAUCAAAGAGAUAUGACAGGAACUGACCAAGAACGAAAGAGUGCCAUUCAUCAGAUCAUUCUCAAAGAUACAUCCUGGAUGGAUCCACAGGAUAGAGACUCAUACUUUACAUGGGGAAAUAUCUCAGGAAUUUCUACAUUCGGAGUUUUAGGAUGUCUCUGUGCUCCUAUCGCUAUAUAUCUGAAAAAGUCCUUUUCUAUGGCUGAUAAAAUGAAAUAUCUCAGAUACUCACUCGCAAUUCAAUUCGGUAUCGGAGCUGUCUUCGCUUAUUCAAGCUAUAAAGUUGGAGAAGUCUUAAAAACAGUAGACAGAAAUUAUUUCUCAGAAUAUAACUUAGAACAAAUUAAAGCUUAUCAACCAAACAGAUGGAUGAAUGCUCCUCCUCCCCCGGUGAACUCGACCGGCCAGGUGCUUGCAGGGAUGAACAGACAGCCAUUUGGAGGAAAUCAACAGUAUUACUACCAAAAUCAGCAAGCAUACACUAACAAUGUACCUCAGAAUACAAACAUAGGGGCUCCUUCUCAGAAGAAUCAGAGUGAGCAAAAUGAAGUAAAUCAAGAUAAUUCUUCACCUAAAAGUGAGUAA
Moneuplotes crassus is the source of this 1170-nucleotide messenger RNA. The record is from the annotation of a GenBank genome assembly. NCBI's taxonomy places the organism in Eukaryota, Ciliophora, Spirotrichea, Euplotida, Euplotidae.